Molecule: messenger RNA, 3490 nt
Organism: Scleropages formosus (Asian bonytongue)
Lineage: Eukaryota; Metazoa; Chordata; Actinopteri; Osteoglossiformes; Osteoglossidae
Gene: bcl6b
Product: BCL6B transcription repressor
Exons: 11
Coding region: 453-2108 (551 amino acids)
Biological process (GO): regulation of transcription by RNA polymerase II
Cellular component (GO): nucleus
Molecular function (GO): DNA-binding transcription factor activity, RNA polymerase II-specific; protein binding
Source: RefSeq, a predicted model, not a curated record
UGGCGCUCACACCCUUCGCCGAAACGCAGGCCUUCACAUGCAAUUCUCAAGCUACAGUUGUGUAACGAUGGAGUGAGGGAACAGCGGCGAAAGCAUCUCUUAAUGUUUCCUUAUUAUUGAUCCGUAUCUGCGAAAAGCUCUCUGGAAUCACGGGGGAUGACUGAGGCCACGUGAGUUUGCUGUGUCUUGACAUGAACACGUGUGUGAAGCUCAGGACGAGUUAAAGCUAUUGCAAUUCUCUUGGAGAGUAAGACCUCAAAUCGUCUCCUUUGAAUCACCGCAACUCACAACUGAGUGUCGAAGAAAGAACAGCAACAAGUAAAAACUGAGCUGGAUUAACUGGACCUUGCACUGGAAGGACCCGGGUACGAGAGCAGGCCUGCUGUGACCUGUCCGACGCUGCCACCUGACACCGUUUCGCCCCACUGAGCUCCACGCUGCACUACGUGAUCAUGAGCAAGAUGCUCAUGGUGGAGGGAUACAGGGUCCUGCUGGGGCCAGAGAGGGACGCAUGGGCGGCGGAGGGAUACGUCAAGGAGUUCACGCGUCACUCAAGUGAUGUCCUCGUGAACCUGAAUGAGCUGCGGCACCGAGACAUCCUCACUGACACCACACUGCUGGUUGGCAGCGCCAGGCUUCGGGCACAUUGUGCCGUGCUCAUCGCCUGCAGUGGCUUCUUCUACUCUGCACUAGCGCGCCGCGUGCCAGGGGCGGAGCGAGGGGUAGUGCUGUCUCUGCCCCCCUGGCUAGACGCUGGCAGUGUGUCCCUGCUGCUGGAUUUCAUGUACACAGCCCGCCUGCCCCUCUCCCCCCACACGGCCAACGAGGUGCUCGCCGCCGCCACCUAUCUGCAGAUGGACCACGUUGCGGACGCGUGCCGGGACUUCAUGCUGCACAGUGAGAGGGCGCCAGCAAGCCCCCAGCAGAGGGAGCUGGUCUCCUCGUCUUCUGCUGUUCUGCGGACCCUUCCUGCUGAUGUCCAUCCCAGGGGCACCUCACUGGACAGUGGCAGCCCACCUCUGCACAGUGCCACCAUCUGUCCAGUAGGGGGAGCCAUGACACACAUGCGUUACACACUGGACAGAGUUCCCAAAGAGGUCACGGUGCCCCUACAGCCAGCCACUCCCAAAAGCCACGAGCUUGGGCUCAAGAAGCCAAAGCUAGAGGUGGAGCAGCCGACACUCGUGGGGUCGCCCCCUCGUCCCCCAGACACACCGUCGCAGUCGGGCUGCCAGCCCAACUCCCCCACCGAGUCGAGCAGCUGUAGCAAGUCCCUGCAUGCCAUGGAGGGCUCUCAGGUUAAACCCGCCCCGGACCCCAAGGCCUGCAACUGGAAGAAAUACAAGUUCAUCGUGCUCAACCCUCAGUGUGCAGCAGACGUGAAGAAGGAGCAGCCGGACGAGUGCAGGGGGCGGGGCCAAUGUGACCACACCCCCAGCAGCUCCACAAUGCACUCUAAUGGGGAGAUGCAAUCAGAGGCUGUGGACCUCAAAGACAGGCCAAGCUCAUGUCUACGGUGCCAAGGUUCUCAGCAGAACUGCCCCCAGCUGGCCUCUGCUUCAUGCCCCUCCAGCUCUGACCCAGAUCAUGCCCCCAGUCAGAUCUUUGGUGUGGAGAAAACCAAGGAGAAGCACCCAACAGACUGCGAGAGCUGCAGCUCCGGGACGCGUUGCGGGGGAGCCAAGCACGGCGGCACAGGUGAAAAGCCGUACCGCUGCGGCGUGUGCGGCGCGCAGUUCAACCGCCCCGCCAACCUGAAGACUCACACGCGCAUCCACUCCGGGGAGAAACCGUACCACUGCGACACCUGUGGGGCCAGGUUUGUCCAGGUGGCCCACCUGCGCGCCCACGUGCUGAUCCACACGGGGGAGAAGCCGUACCCGUGUCACACGUGCGGCACCCGCUUCCGCCACCUGCAGACGCUCAAGAGCCACCUGCGCAUCCACACCGGGGAGAAGCCGUACGCUUGCCACCAGUGUGACCUCCACUUUCGCCACAAGAGCCAGCUGCGCCUCCACCUGCGGCAGAAACACGGCGCCAUCACCAACAACAAGGUCCGCUACAAGGUUCUGGUGGACCCGUACCGCCCAGCGCUGCAGGCCUGCUGAGGCCCGUUCCCAGAUCCCUCACCUGCAAGCCUUUAGAAUGGCUUGGUUAACAUGCCACCAGCAACGGUGAAUGGAGCGCUCUGAUUGGAUGUUUCGCUGACCGAUUCCCUGGUCUUAGACUGUGCAGGUCAUAUUCUCUGAAUAUGAAUGUAUGAAUGCACAUAUGAAUUUAGACCAAACUGCACUGAUGCUGGAGGACACGUUGCGUGCGAGAAAAAGGUGAAGGAAUGUGGCUGACAAGGAAGGGUGUAAUGGUAGUAAUGGGGUGUGGUUAAGGAUCCACAUGGAGCAACGUGUUUCAGUUCCAGUGUUCAGUGUGUGUGAAUACUCUGUGAGCAUCACCUGGGGAGAGGAGCAGAGCUGCUCGCAGAGUGGGAAAGUGGAAAGCAGAAGGAUGUGAGGGAGGAAAUGGAAAGAUGGGAAAUAAAAUGAAGAGCUGUGCAAGUUCUCUGGUACGAGAGAGAGAGAGAGAGAGAGAGAGAGACACUGUUGAAGGUGUGAGGCGGCUGUGAUCCGGACUCAGCUCGAGGGGAGGGGCUUCACUUGUGUGACAUCAAGGCAUGGGCAGAGCCUGGCUGCUGACUUUUCCUUUGAACACUCAUUUGUAUUGUUUUUACGCUUGUCCAGUGCAGGACACAAUGGUCCAGAGUCACCAUUUCACCUGAAACACAUAUUUUUGGACAGUGGGAGGAAACCAGAGCACUUGCAGGAAACCCAGACAAGCAGGGGGAGAACACGUGAUCUCCAUACGCAGGAAUUGAACCCGCACCCAACUGCACAGCCAGGAGCUGUGGGGCACCAGUGUGACCUGCUGCACAAUCAUGCCACCUUUUUAGGGGUGGAUGUUGUAUUUCUCCCAGCUGUACGGAAACAUUGAUUGCUCCAGUAGGUGUGUGGGAUCUUGCCAGGACCUCUUCACUGUCAAAGACUCAAUGUCACUGCUGUACUUGGUCUCAACCCCUCUCAAAAGGCAAAUUCUCAAAGCUCUUGAAGCUCUUGAAGUUCUGCUUCUCGCUGCUUUGAGCUCAGUGUUGCGCUUUAGAGCCAGAAACGUGUCUGUAUGUUAAUACACACAACACCUGCUUUGAAAGCAGCACAGCAUGCUGUAAAAACUGACAAAGAUAAUAAUAACAAUGAUAAUAAUGAUUACAGGUGUAAUAUACUGAACUUUAAUGUGCUCUUUUGCUGGCCAAAGACAACAACUGUUAAAAUAGUGAAGGAUAUAUUGUGAUUUUUUUUCCCAAAUAAAUUCUGUGUGACUGCUUUCAUAUCUCAGGUGGUUUUUUUUGUCUCGAUGUUUAGGACACAAGUCCCAAGUCCCACCUUUAGCACAUGUCGAAUUCUGUCAUAAAUGGAAGCCUGUGGAGGAAAACACUGCAGAG